GGAUAGGGAAUAGGAGAAAAAUGGAAGAGCAAAAGCAAAAGAUGAAGAUAUUAUGCCUCCAUGGGUUUAGAACCAGUGGGAAGUUCCUCCAGAAGCAAAUCAGCAAGUGGGAUCCCACUCUUCUCCUUCAUCACUUUCACAUGGAUUAUCCAGACGGAUUAUUUGCCGCUGGAGGCAAAUCUGACAUAGAAGGCAUAUUCCCUCCUCCAUACUUUGAGUGGUUCCAGUUCAACAAGGAUUUCACAGAGUACACAAACCUUGAGGAAUGCAUCUCUCACUUGUGUCAAUAUAUCACCAACAAUGGUCCUUUUGAUGGACUGCUUGGCUUCUCACAAGGUGCAACCCUUUGUGCUCUGUUGUUAGGCUACCAAGCACAGGGGAAGCUGUUAAAGGAGCAUCCACCCUUCAAAAUAUUGGUUUCAAUAUCAGGAUCAAAAUUUAGAGAUCCAAGCAUAUGCGAGGUGGCCUACAAAGACACAAUCAAGGUCAAAUCAGUCCACUUCAUAGGAGCUAAGGACUGGUUAAGGUUGCCUUCGGAGGAGCUGGCUACGGCCUUCGAUGAUCCUCUCAUCAUCAGGCACCCCCAAGGCCACACUGUCCCAAGACUGGAUGAGGAAUCCACUGAGCAAUUUCGCAAUUGGAUUGCAAAUAUUCUCUUUCAAAGCAAUGGUAGCAUCUCCAAUAAGGAACAUGAAGUGAAAAAUAUUGGAGAAACAAUGAAGGGUGACGAUGAAAAUCAGGAAACACCAAAAGAGUUCCAAAAUAAGAUCAUCAACAACCAAAUGGAUGCCUCGGAAUUUGCAAAACAUGAGAAGGAACUGGAGGUUCGAGAGGAAAUACGAGCCUAACACAAAUACGGGUCAGGUCGAAUCAGCUUGUCAGAGGGAAACUUUGGCAAAAAUAUGUUUGUUUAGGAGUAAAUUUGGAAAAUAAAUAUCGUUGACGCAUUACGUAACCCCCCAC
Molecule: messenger RNA, 963 nt
Organism: Durio zibethinus
Lineage: Eukaryota; Viridiplantae; Streptophyta; Magnoliopsida; Malvales; Malvaceae
Source: RefSeq, a predicted model, not a curated record